Molecule: messenger RNA, 5122 nt
Organism: Daphnia magna
Lineage: Eukaryota; Metazoa; Arthropoda; Branchiopoda; Diplostraca; Daphniidae
Product: globin C, coelomic-like
Exons: 23
Coding region: 219-995 (258 amino acids)
Molecular function (GO): heme binding; oxygen binding
Source: RefSeq, a predicted model, not a curated record
UUGAUGAACUUGAUACUUUGGUUUCUACAAAUAGAACUGGGAACGAGCUAUUUUGGAAAUCGGACAUUAUUAAGAUUAGGAAAUUGUCGACGAAGACAAGUUACGUUUCUUUGCUGAAGUCACAGUUACAAGACCAGUAUAUAAAGGGCGAGUCAAUCACGACAUGAAGCAGCUUGGUGACUAGCUAAAUAAUCAAGUAUAAUUUUCAGAGUUCCAAAAUGACUUGGUUAAUUUUAGGUUUUGGCGCUCUGCUAUCCCUGGCGGCUGGUGAGAGUCCUUACGGGGAUCGAUAUUCGGGAGGAAUUAGCCCUGGAUAUGGUGGAACGGGAGGGAUGGGAGGAAUCGGUGGGACCACUGGAGGGUAUGGAGGAACAAGCGGAGGCAUGGGAUCGCCUUACCAUGGAACGACAGGCGGCCCGUUUGUGACGACGACCACUGUGACGACUGUCCUCGACUUGAGCACUGGAAUAACCAAAACUUUCCAUUCGUCAGGCAAUCGCGCUGGCGCUGACAAAUUUAGUUAUGGAGGUGAAAGUCGAAUGAUGGAAGGAGGAGGUGGUGGCUUCUUUAAUAUCUUAAGUGAAAACGAUAUUACCACGAUGAACAACAGCUGGAGUAUUCUGAGGAAACGCAGCGAUUUCGCACCCAAAGUUUUUGUGAGAUAUUUCAAAGCCAAACCUGAAGCUCAAAAGCUUUUCCCUGAAUUUGCUAACGUACCUCUCACUGAUUUGCCAAAUAAUCACGACUUCCUGAAUGCGGCCUACUCCUGCGUCGCCAGUUUAGAUUACAUCCUGCCCCAUCUUAAAAUUCCACAUCCCGAACGAUGCCCUGCUCUAAUGGAAUUGAAGAAUAAGUACAGCAAUAUUGACCUCAAGAAAUUUGGACCUAUCUGGAUGACGGCUAUGCAAGAAGAGAUGGGCAACGCGUUGACCAAUGAAGUUCGUGACGUCUGGAAGAAAGCCUUUGUUGCUUUUACCGACUAUGCUUCGCAAUAAAUAAAUUGUUCCUUUUUAUUACGUGGUUUUUGGCAAAUUUUGGGGUCGUAUAUAACAUGGCAUAUUAGGGAUAAUUGGCUUUUUUUUCGGCUGCUAUACAAGCCACAAUGUAUCGAUAGAUUAUUUUAUUUUACUCGUGUUUCGUGCAAUUAAUAAAUACACUAUUCUAUUACGCGAUCUGUUACCGCUGUAUUUUCAUGGAUUGAAAUGGCGCCUCAACUUUUGUUUAAACAAUUAGUCGAUUACUUUCAACAGCACAUCAAGAAGCACAUAUGUGAUAUGUGAGGGCGAGUCCCAUCUCAUGCAAGGCUUGCAAAUCAUUUAUUUGGAGGCAAAGUCGAUCACUGCCAUGACAGACUUCUUCCAAACGUCACGUACUUCAUCGGUGAAGGCGUUGCCCAUCUCUUCUUGUACGGCCGUCAUCCAAAUAGAUCCAAAUUUCUGCAAUUUGUGAUCAACAUUGUUGUACUUGUUCUUCAAGUGCCGAGGAAAGUUAGGACAACGUUCGGGAUGAUCGUAUUUCAGGUAUGGGAUGAGAAAAUUGAGACUAUUGAUGCAGCUGUAGGCCGAAUUCAGGAAAUCUCGAUUGGCUGGAAGUUCCGAAAGAGGAACGUUGGCAAAGCUCGGGAACAAUUUUUGGGAUUCAGCUCACCUCAAAAAUAAUUUCGGAGCAAAAUUACCGCGUUUCUUCAAGAUGUCCCAAGUAUUUAAAAUCACGUCAAUAUCUCGUUCGCCAAAGUUUUUGUACGAUUUUCUAUCGCCAAAGCGAUGGUUCCAUUCAGUGCCACGAGAUCUUGAAAUCCUAGAACUUGCAGGACCGAAAUCGAGAACACUCGUCACGGUGGUUGUUGUUACAAAUGGGCCACCAAUUGGUCCUUGCUGCCUCGGUUCGAAACGAGAACCCACUCCUCCCUUUUGAGAAUGAGACAAUCAGACAAACUUUGAACACGUUAAGAAAUUCUUAAGAGCUUACCGCAGUUUGCUCGUUGACAUUGCUCUGACCAGCAGCCAGCGAAAGCAACGUGAAAACAGCCAAAGCCAACAGCGUCAUUUGGUGAUGGGAAAUUUAAUUUUGGGAACUAGGAAAUACUUAGUCUGCUAAACCGCUUGAUGCUUUCGCUUGCUAAGAAACCCGGGCUUUAUAUAGUGGCUAACUUUUAAGUGUUGACAUCAGCAAACCCCAAUGUGCCAUCGUCGAAGUUUCGUAAAGGAUAUCCAGUUUGUAAAAAUAGUUUGUCACCAUUUCUAUUUGCGGAAUGAUGACAGCUUCAUCAAUUUCAAAGCAGUUCAUCGGCAGUCGAGAUCAGGACGGGAUCAAAGUCAAAUCGUGAAAUUGAGAUCUACCCUAGCAUCCGGCUCCCCAGCAUGUUUUGCAAAAUUUUUCGCAUGUUGUCCUAUAAUUAAAACAACUGGCGAGUUUCAGAGGAGCACACGUGGAAAGGGCUUUAUUGAAUGUACUGGAAUGAAAAGAAUCCACUUCUUUUAACAAAACAAAUCGGCAUAGGAAUAGCAGGUUAGGAACAUGGGCUCUGCUGGGACCACCCUGACCGGCAAUGACAAAGUGUUGCCACAUUGACCUGGUUACACGGUUGGAAUGACUAUGAAUUUUGACCGAAAGGAAAUGAUUUAUUGAUUAGAAGGUUGACAUGGCAAAACCUUCGUCACGCUUUGUUGCACAAUGCCCGGAAUUCCCUCAUCCACAACCUACAUUCUUGACAUUUCAAGAGGAUUUGUCGGGUUAAUCAACCGUUAGCCGGCAAUAUUAUUCAAGCAGAUGACGUGCUGUGGAAAGCCAUGCUUGCGUCGGAUGAAGAGAAUGGCGUUUCCAUCGCGUUUUAGCUGAUAUUGGGCCUUUCUUUUUUGUGAGUCUGAAAAAGUGCGUAAUCAUUGUCCUACCCACUGUAUGCAACAGCAAAAACAAUGGUUGCACAUCACAAAGUUCCAGAAAAUUCAAGUUUGGGGGUGGCACUCGUACUGCCAUGGAUUACUUCACCCCCAGCGGAAUUGCCCUCGAAUUGCUUUUCAGUAACAAACCAAGGCGUCGCAGUCAAAUCCAAAUCUGGCGAUGGAUCUGGAGUUGCUGGCCGGUCUUCUGGUUCCAAUCCGAAUGGCCUUAACCGAUAAAUCAGGAAUUUUUAGUUGACGAUGGUAAUCAAGCGCAACGGAAGGAUGGCGAUGUAGAUAUCGCGGAUUAAUAAGAUUGCAGACGUAGAAUAGCGGAGGAGGAAAGUAACUAGUCAAUUCAAAACAAAAUUGUUUUUUGGGGUCAAUGGUAAAGCCUGUCCCCAAUAUCCAAUUGUUUUAAUGGAUUAUCGCAAAUAAGUAAACCAACCGGUGUCAAGUUAGUAUCAAAGGCCGCUUGAUACUUCUUUCCCAUUUCCCAUGUUCACACCAGAUGUCAGGUGGAUUACUGAUUCUGCAGUUGCGCACCAAAGAAAAUGAGUCGUUCAUGUUCGGCUUUGUGUAUUUCAUAGGACCAACGAUUGGGAAAUAUCUUCCCUUAAGAGCCAACCGAUAAAGUGAGUAUAAUGAUUGAAUGGAUGAUCCCCCUCAUACAGAUAUACCCCUUCGCUUAUGCUGGCAAUCUGCACCCAAACUUUGUCACUCGCUUGCAAAGCUAAGGUCGUAUGAAUAGUGUUAAAGGCUCCAAAGCUAGAAGUACUGGCCACCUCGUCUUCGUAACCGUCUCCGAUUGCUUGGCCAUUCAAGUAAAGAUUCAUCCGAAAUCCUUGUCUGACUGUUGAGCCUGGAAAGUAAGCGAUGCCGGAAAAGGAGAAAAAUUUUUCAAUUUCAAAGGGAACCGGAGUAUCCAAUUGGCUGAAUGACGAGUUUUUCUGAACGUAAAAAUAAGUUGGUGAAGAUUGAACGUCGUUAAAUCCAAUCCAUGUCUGGAAGCCUAAGACAAGUUUACCUGGCUCGUUUGGCAGUCUCGCAAAGUCGCAGUACACACUCUCGACCAUAUCGACACCCAUAAUGGAAUACAACCCGUUUAAGGUGUGUCCAAUCCGCCACAGAUCUUUACACGAGCCGGGGAUUCCGUUGACGGCUGUUUGCCCCGUGCACUCAAAUCGACCCAGUGUGUAGACGCCGGAUGAAGUUUCCAGUUGCGUACGGCCAAAAUUCAAGCGUGUGAUAGGUAUGGCAAAAGAAUGGAGUUCAAACUCGCCAUCGUCGGACAGCUGAAUUGGAGCAGCAGCGUCGCAGUUACACUUGACGAAGGUUUCGACGCAAUUGCCGUCGAUGCCGCACUGGCAGGUAUGGACGUCGGUGUUGCCCCCCGACCAGAAGUAUUUAGAGUUUCCAUUCCUGUCGUUCCACCAGCAAAAUGCGACGUCGUUUAAUUCAAGAGAUUGAUGGCACUCGCUUGACAACUGGGCCAAUGCAGUUAUUUGUCUAUUGGAUGCAUUGUAGUUGAUGGCUCUGGAAUAGCAACCUGGAUCGGUACAAUGCCCUACAUCCGUUGGCGAUUCACUAUCAUGAAGAACAAGCGUGGAUCCUGAAGACGAAUAGAUAGGAUCAUCACCAACUCCUUGACCGUCUGGAUCGAUCCAGUACAUUCCAGAUGGUAGCGAGGGAUCGUUGGCUCUGCCCUCUCUGCAUGUUCUUGGGACAGCCUUUUUCUCAACUGAUCUUGAGACAGAAUUAGAGUUUGGCUCAUUUUUCAUCAGAACUAGUUCCAGUUGAGCUAAUUUUUCCGCCAAGAUUUCCUAUUGAAAAAUGGUUCUAGGAUUGUGAGCAAGUUCAUCUUUGCAAUAAUGUGGGAAGGAGAUGCAUUUGUUCUUCCAAGUUAAAUGCCGUAGCACCAGCUGCAUUAUCCAAUAUCACGAAAAUUAUUGCAACCGUAUUGAAGAAUAUAACCAUUUUGAGAUAGUCGAACGGUGUAACUGAGGAGAAAUUAUUUCAUCUCUUGAUUUGGAUAAUCGACAAAAUUGUUUGAAUGUUAUCUCGGCUAGUGUUUAUCUUAAACGAAAGGAACGACGUAAAUUCAAGAUAUAACCAUCCAGACUAUAGUUGAAGCAUAAGAAAAGAAUUUCAAAAUUAUUUAGAUAUUAAUGAAGUCUACGUUCAUUUUGCAAUCGAUCAAAAAUCCAGUCUUUUUUUUAUUUUUUAAUGUCAAUGAAAUAAAC